AUACGCCAAGAGAUCAGUCGAGAAGAGGGAGCGCUGAAGGAACUCCGAACAGUUGAGACAGGACAACGGAAGAGAAGUCGUUUUACUGACUGGAUCACCCGAAAAUGGAAACGACGGUCAGGUGCACCGUCAACGCAUGUAACCACAUGGUCGGUGGAUGACGUAUCCUUGUGGCUGAACUCACUCGGUCUGUCACAUUACGCCAGUCAAUUCAAAGCAAACGACAUUCGCGGGCAUGAACUGAUUCACUUGGAGCGAACGGAUAUGAAGGACCUAGGAGUGCUGAAGAUUGGUCAUGCAAAAAGGCUA
Ostertagia ostertagi is the source of this 309-nucleotide messenger RNA. The record is from the annotation of a GenBank genome assembly. Lineage: Eukaryota; Metazoa; Nematoda; Chromadorea; Rhabditida; Trichostrongylidae.